Molecule: messenger RNA, 1284 nt
Organism: Phytomonas sp. Hart1
Lineage: Eukaryota; Euglenozoa; Kinetoplastea; Trypanosomatida; Trypanosomatidae
Source: the annotation of a GenBank genome assembly
AUGGAUACAAAAAACGUCGCAAAGCUGAACAGCUCACUAGAUCCCUGUGAAAAAUCGGAAAUCAAAGUUGGAGACAUUAUUUGUUCUACCAUACCAAGCAACGCAAUGUCCUCCGCUUCAUCCAUGGGGAUUCCCGACGAGGAUGCUAACAACAAUAGUGAUGCCGGCGAGGGUUUGCAAUGGCCUGAACCCACUCUCACUGAUCUGGAUCGCUCAAUCCCUCAAGUAGACUGUGAGUUUAUUGCGAACCUUACUCGAUGUCGCACAAUUCAUCGGGAUGCUUUCCUGAAGCGCAAAGCCGUAAUCAAGGCACGUGUUGAAGAACUUAGUAAGAAAGAAGUGAAGACAAUCACAGAGGCAGUAAGUAUGCCCCGCGUGGGUGGUUUGGGUUUUUGGAAGAGUGGUUUCAUCAAUAGUGGUGAAACAGCAUUGGUGGCAACUGAUAUCCAGGAUAAUGUAAUGGCGUCAGAAAGCGUGCUCUCUCAGUUUACCUCAAACGAAGUGGAUAUAUUGCACACAACUCGACCAGAGUACGAUGAUGGGUUUAUUUUACUAGAUUGUCGAACUGUGAAUGAAAUCACAUCAUGGGGAAUUAUAGAAGGUGCAAAAGUGCUUCCAGUGCAUGAGCUCUUUGAGGCUUUUCAUGCUACUCCAGAAGAUUUUUUAGAAGAAUACGGCUUUACAAAACCCAGUCCGGAACAGACGAUCAUUUGCUACUGCCAGUACGGUCCUCGCUCACUGAUGGCUGCGCAAAUUUUAAGCUGGAUGGGCUAUCUUAAUGUGUUGCAUUUUCGCGACGGUUACUACGAGUGGGGAAAGCAAUAUAACCUACUCCUGCGCCGUUGGAUGGAGCAUGAUCGCAGCAGCGGAAAUGAGUUGCGCCGCAUCGCAACCUUUCGCGCGGCUCUCGAAAUACAACGUGAUAUCGCACCGGAGUUUACUGCCUUGGCUAUUCAAGAGGCCUCAAAAUAUUACAUUGAUACAACGCGUAGUUCCGGACAGCUUCGUGUCGGUGAAGGAUUGCGCGCGAAUGCGUACACCACAGUGGCAAAACUUUUGGAAGGAAUGCCCCUCUCACCAGACCUGCCUGGGGAAGCCGAAGACACGAAGUUGGGUGACCAAUUUCUGACAGGACAACACCUCACCAAAUUCCUAGGAGAAGCCACAGGCCUAGACCCUAUUACAGGGAAAGAUACCGGCACUGAAUUCAAUAUGGACAUCUCGGAGGCUCAAUCGAUCGCACUUAAUCCCAUCUCAUCUUCCUUACCUUUUCGGUCAUCAUGA